UAUUGUGGCUUACAAGAAACCAGAGACUCCUCGAUGGGGUAGUUCAGGUGAUUCUCGCGUCAUGUCUGUCACAAAGAAAACCAUGUUCGUGUUUAUUUUUUUAUUGGCUGUUGAAACCGUAAGAAGCAAUUAUUUGGCAUCAAAUACUACAAUUGAUUGUCCAGAACCCUGUGAAUGCAAGUCAGUGGAAGUUAACUGCAGUGGAAAACAACUUAAAUCAUUUCCAUGGAAAGUACCAGCUACAACGACAAUCUUAGACCUGAGUGAUAACCAUUUGGAGGAGCUACCAUCUGACUUGCUUGCCAACCUCAGCAAUCUUCAAGAAUUGAGAUUAAACAAAAACAAGCUGAAAGACCUUCCUCCAACCCUAUUUGAUCGCAAUCCACAUUUGAAUAUCCUAGACCUGAGUGAUAACCAUUUGGAGGAGCUACCAUCUGACUUGCUUGCCAACCUCAGCAAUCUUCAAGCAUUUGCCGUCUCGGACAACGAGCUCCAAACGUUGCCAGAGGGAAUAUUUGACAACCUGACCAGCUUAACUAGAUUGUAA
Pocillopora verrucosa is the source of this 547-nucleotide messenger RNA. Its product is annotated as phospholipase A2 inhibitor-like. NCBI's taxonomy places the organism in Eukaryota, Metazoa, Cnidaria, Anthozoa, Scleractinia, Pocilloporidae. Gene Ontology annotation, molecular function: protein binding. The record is from RefSeq and is a predicted model, not a curated record.